AUGCCAUACAAUAAUAUUCAUACACUUAGUUCUGAACAGCGUCGUCAGUUUUUUCUAGAACUAUUUGACACAGAUCCAUCUCUACUAAAUGCACUAAACCAUGAACAACAUCGUCGAUUAUAUUCUGUACUAAUUGCUAUCAAUCCUUCUUUUAUGGAACCACUUUUAGAUGCACGUAGUACAGUGCGUGACAUGAUCAAUAAACAACAUAACAGUAGCACAAAUAAUAUUGUUAAUUUUGAUAGUGCUCUUGAUCAAAGUGAUGCAGAGGAGACUGAUAAUGCACACAAUUCUUUAAGUGACGAUGAUAAUAAUAGUACGUAUGAACUAUUAAUAGUGGGGUAUACACUACUGCUGAAAAGAAGGAAUGUUAAACCUAGAAAGUGUAGUAAUAACAUUAAUAAUGUUAAUAUUGAAAGUGCCACCAAUCAAAGUGAUACAGAUAAUGCACAUAAUUAUUUGGGUGACAAUGAUAAUAAUGGUGUUCAAGAAAAUGUCGAAGCCAUUGCAAAUAGGUAUACACUACUAUCAAAAAAAAUAAAUAUCAAACCUUCUAUUAUAAAGUAUAACAGUAGCACAAAUAAUAUUGUUAAUAUUGAUAGUGCCCUUGAUCAAAGUGAUGCAGAGGAGACUGAUAAUGCACACGAUUUUUUAAGUGACGAUGAUAAUAAUGGUACAUAUGAACUAUUAAUAGUGGCUAUUCAAGCCAAGGCAAAUGGAUAUACGCUAUCACCGAAAAGAAGAAAUGUCAAACCUUCUAUUAGAAAGCGAAGCAAUAAUACAAAUAAUGUUAAUAUUAAAAGUGCCGCUGAACAAAGCGAUGCAGGUGAGACUGAUAAUGCAUACGAUUUUUUGGGGGAUAAUGAUCAUACUACUCAAGCCAAGGCAAAUAGGUAUACGUUACGACCAAAAAAAAAGAAUGUCAAACCUUCUAUUAGAAGGCAAAACAGUAAUAUAAAUAAUAUUGAAAGUGCUAUUGAUCAAUGUAAUAGAGCUACUCAAGCCAAGGCAAAUGGGUAUAUGCUACGACCGAAAAAAAAGAAUGUCAAAUCUCCUAUUAGAAGGCAUAACACAAAUAAUGUUAAUAUUGAAAGCGCUCUUGGCCAAAGUGAUGCAGAUGAGACUAAUAAUUCUUUGAUAGCCUACGGUCAAGAUAAUACAGAUGAGAUUCCACAUGAUUCUAAUACAUUAACACCUGCCAUCAAUGCAUUUUCAUAUACUGAUUUGGAAAAUAUCACUAGUCAAAGUGAUACAUUAACCCUUGCAAGAAAUAGGUUAGAAAGGAAGACUCGAUCUCCUAUGUGUUUGCAUAACACAAACAUUGAAGACAACAAUCAAGAUACUACAAAUAUCGAUGCAGAUCAAGUUAAUAAAAUCUCUGCAAAUAAUGUAUCACCAUUAAAAAGUGUUAUUCGUUCUUCUGUUCAAAAGCGUAAUGAUAUCAAAAAAACUGAAUAUAAUGCACAAAAUUCUGGUGCUUUAAAUGAUAUUAGUAAGAAUACUGAAGACAAGGAAUAA
Molecule: messenger RNA, 1518 nt
Organism: Racocetra fulgida
Lineage: Eukaryota; Fungi; Glomeromycota; Glomeromycetes; Diversisporales; Gigasporaceae
Source: the annotation of a GenBank genome assembly